Messenger RNA from Diaporthe amygdali, 879 nucleotides. RefSeq lists its product as uncharacterized. Gene Ontology annotation, molecular function: hydrolase activity. The transcript has a single exon. The coding region runs from base 1 to 879 and encodes 292 amino acids. The record is from RefSeq and is a predicted model, not a curated record. NCBI's taxonomy places the organism in Eukaryota, Fungi, Ascomycota, Sordariomycetes, Diaporthales, Diaporthaceae.
AUGGACUCUCUUAUAACAAGACCGCGGCCCAGCGCCUGGGAACUUUUCCUGCGCUCACCGCUGCUGUACCUCGCACGCAAGUUAUACAGCUCCCGUGAUAUUGUCCCCUAUCGUCCCCUAUCGGACCCCAUCACCGUGGUCUGCGUCUCAGACACCCACAACAGCCAGACCGCACUCCCCGACGGUGACCUCCUCAUCCACGCGGGAGACCUCACUCAGAGCGGGACACUGAAGGAACUCCAGGCCGCGCUGGACUGGUUGAAGGCGCAACCACACGCACACAAGAUCGUCGUCGCCGGCAACCACGACACCAUCCUCGACCCGUCCCGGGACAGAGAGGGCGAGAGGGCGCAGCUGCACUGGGGCGACAUCACGUACCUGUGCAACGAGGCCGCGACAAUCGAGUGUGCCAGCGGGCGGAGGCUGCGCGUCUACGGCAGCCCCCUCUCGCCCAGGUAUGGCAACUGGGCGUUCCAGUACCCCAAGUCGGAGGACGUGUGGGCGGGCGCGGUGCCGGACGGCGUGGACAUCCUCGUCACCCACGGCGCCCCGCGGGGGCAUCUCGUCUUGAUGAGCAUGGGCUGUGCGCAUCUGCUGCGGGAGGUGUGGCGGACGCGGCCGCGGCUGCAUGUCUUUGGGCAUGUACACGAGGGCUACGGGCGGGAGUGGGUCGGGUUUGAUAAGACGCAGGGCGCAUUUGAGGGAGUGGUGAUAAAUACAGGAUUGGAGAGGAUACUUAGUUUUGGGAGGCUGGUUUUUGAGAUCAUUCGAGAAAGGUUCCGCUCGGCAAGGGAGGCAUCAUGUCUGCUGGUAAACGCAUCGAUGGUAGGUGGGCUCUGGGAUAGGGAACGAAGGAAACCCAUCACGGUUGUGUUGUGA